AAAUCCAACAUCCGUGCGGAGGCACGGGUCAAGAUCUAGUAUGUAAUAUUAAGGAACAUAGGGAGAGGGAGUAAUUAAGUAGAGUCGACUUGCACCAAUCCCAAAAUCAGAAAUGUGAAGAAAUCCAGUAGAGGGAGUAAACCAAAAAUUAAAUCUUUACGGCACCAUUGAGGACUGAGGAGACACAAAAAGAAUUUAUAUAUACUAGGCUUCCGCACGCAACUUCAUUCAGGCCUCAACAUACUUAUGAAGCCACACUUAGAGAACGAUGCAAAGAGUUAUCAACAACUGGUGUUCUUCUAUUAGAAACUUUACUCUCUAUGGAAGCAUAUAAGCGUGGGACUGCUUCAGCUGCACUUAACUCUGAGUAUUUCUUGACGAGGCCUUAUGCGUGUGAUCCUUCUUCAUUGCCUAAAUAUCCACCAAACAAAGAGAUGGAUGCUAAAAAUCGCGACGACAUGCGCAGGAAAAGAGCAAACCUCAAGCUUAGAGAAUCUGGAGUUGGCAGGAAACACAAAAGACCACAUAGAGAAGAACAAGAUCCAAACAGUUACGCUGAGCUGCCAAUAAGACAGGACACGUUUGAGGAUAAAAACAUAACGAAUGAGGGUCCUCGAGCCACUACAACAACACAUGGAAAUUACUACGAACUCUCUGACCUCCCAAUGACGACAGGACCGGCCAGUGGCUUUUCGUGGGCUGUGAAAAGACGAAAAGAUCCGGAUAAUAUCUCCACGCUUACCUACUAUCAACCAAGCUCAAGGAGCCAAUUGAGCGAAACAAGUGCCGCUUUGGCCAAGAACACUUUUGGUUUGAACCUCAAACCCGAAAAUGAAUCAGUUUAUGAGAUUGAGGGAGACAACGAUGAUCAGAUUAUGGAGGAGUUACCCUGUGAGGACAAGCUAAGCCGUACUGGUAAACGACACGGAUCACUUGAUGGGUCUGGUUUGGAUUUCAGCCAAAGAGGGGAGGGCUCUCCAUUAAAGAAGAACUUAGAGCAUCUACAGUUCGGAAAACAGAGCAUAUCAGGACCGCUAAUAUUUAAAUCAGGCAAGAUCGACGAAAUUUUGCAAAGGAACGAAAGUAAUAUCCGGCAAGCGGUCCGAAAAUCCCACAUCAAAAUGGGUAAAUAAAUUAAUAACUCAAGACUAAACCGAAAAUAACCUGAUGGUUUUGUAAUUUAUGAAACCACUUCCUUUUUUUUCU
Messenger RNA from Brassica napus (rape), 1206 nucleotides. RefSeq names its product cyclin-dependent kinase C-2 C-like. The transcript has 6 exons. The record is from RefSeq and is a predicted model, not a curated record. The coding region runs from base 321 to 1133 and encodes 270 amino acids. Lineage: Eukaryota; Viridiplantae; Streptophyta; Magnoliopsida; Brassicales; Brassicaceae.